AUGGAUGAGUGGAACAUCUUCGAAAUAACCGAACAGCAAAAUUCUCCUUAUUGCACCGAGUACGACGAAGAUAUUUUGCAAACGCUGAAAGAAUGUGAAACCUGGCGCAGACGCUUGCAGUUCGUUUCCCCGCAGCUGGGCAGCCGCCAGUCGCUGGUCGAUCUUCUGCGAAACAAAAGCCAAGAAUAUGCCUACCGACGGACGACUGUUCACCUGUCAAUCUUUCUGCUGGACGUGUUUAUGAGCCACCAUUUCAUCCAACCAGAUCUCGUAACGCUCGUAGCGCUCUCCUGUUUCUAUGUCGCUUGUAAAGUCGAAGAAAAUGAACCGAAUGUUCCUUCGCUGAAAAAGUUAAACUCUUUCAGCACCCAAGAGUACAAACCCGAUGAUUACACCACGCUGGAGGUGGCGAUAUUGAAUUUUUUCAACUGGCAUGUCACUAUCCCGACGGUGGCCACCUUUGUGGAGCUGUUUUCGUUGCACAGCAUCGACGAUGGCGACUUUGUUGAUGCAGCGGCCAGCCAGGCGAGUGGUCUGUUCGAUGAGAUUCGUGACCGCUUGAUUCGUUCCUGUCUUGAUUUCGCGGACCGUUCACUGAACGAUAGUCGGAAUGCUAACAUUAAGCCAUCGCUGCUGGCAGCUGCAUGUGUGGCGGCGGCACGCUACAUCACACCGAAUAUCCGUGCCUGGAGCGAUCGUCUAUCCCGCGUAACUGGCUACGAGUACGCGCAGGUUGACGAUCUUUGCACCGAGCUUUUGUCCGUCGUUAUGUUCCCGCAAGCCGCCGCCUCGACCGUGCUGUCCGGCAGAAAACAUUCCAUUUGUGAUUCUGGGUACCUUUCCGAUUCGGAAACGACCACCGAGAGCGUUUGCAGCGACGACACCAGCGUUCAGCGUAGCUCGUCCACCAGUCCGACGAGCAGUGAAGGCCCCGGUUCAAGUAGCGAUGCCGAGUACUUGAGUGAACCCCGGGCCAAAAAGAGAAAGCUGUGCCAGUGA
Molecule: messenger RNA, 999 nt
Organism: Anopheles cruzii
Lineage: Eukaryota; Metazoa; Arthropoda; Insecta; Diptera; Culicidae
Gene: CycJ
Product: cyclin-J
Exons: 3
Coding region: 1-999 (332 amino acids)
Biological process (GO): mitotic cell cycle phase transition; regulation of cyclin-dependent protein serine/threonine kinase activity
Cellular component (GO): cytoplasm; cyclin-dependent protein kinase holoenzyme complex; nucleus
Molecular function (GO): cyclin-dependent protein serine/threonine kinase regulator activity
Source: RefSeq, a predicted model, not a curated record